UGGGUUGUGGCCGCUGUGUUGACGGGCGCCGGGAAGCGGGUCGUUGCUGCCGCCGCCACCGCGGGGUCACUCACUCACCGGCCCUGUGGGGGAGCAGCGGCCUGCACGCCACGCCACGCCGGACAAGGAGCAGAAGGAGAGGACCAUGAGGGCCGGGGCCUGACCUGACCCAAGCCGCUUCUAUGGCUCACCAUCAGUCCUCAGUCUGAAACGAAAUGGACUCUGACGACCUACCUAGUUUGGAAGGCAUGAUCAGCACCGUGUGGUCUACACCCAUUGAGGGAAUUAACCUGGUGUUACAAGAAGCUCAUCUGAAUCUGGAAGUUGGCGAGGAUGACUUUACAGUUUGGAUUGCUUUCAAGGGGAACAUGAAGGAUGGUGAUUUUUCAAAUAAACUGGAUCAAAUUGUUAAUAACAUGCCAUGCCUUCUGAAAAUGGAUUCGAACAAACUGAAGCUCGGGAAAGUGGAGCCAUGGAACAGUGUUCGUGUAACGUUUAAUAUUCCCCGAGAAGCUGCAGAGCGGUUACGACUGUUGGCUCAGAAUAAUAACCAGCAGUUGCGGGACUUGGGCAUUCUUUCUGUUCAGAUUGAAGGUGAAGGAGUUAUUAAUUUGGCUUUGGUACAGCAGAGAGCCCAAGAGAUCAGAGUAAAUGGGCCAGUGAAUCCGAUCCGAAUGGAACCAGGAUUUUCCUUGCAAGGAGGACAAGGUUUGAUAAGAGUUAACAAUCCAUCUGCUCCCAUGCUUCACUCGAGCAGCAACAUGACAGCUUCAUUGGUCGCCAGUGGAGCAAGUUCAGAGAUGAUGCAAAAUAGAUUACCGCAUCCCUCCACUCGACCCACCGCACAACCUGCAGGUAUGGAUUCAGUGCUUUCAACUCUAAACAUUCAAGCAUCGGGGCACCACUCAGGAUCAUUGCCCCAGCAACCUCACAUUGUACAAGCAAUGUCAACCAGUCGACAGAUAGCACCAGCCAAUCUGCAGCAACACCAAUUACAAGGCGGGCGUUCACCGUUUAAUCCAGCUCAGAUUUCCAUUGCUGGCACAUGGAAUCAAGUGGCUUCAGCGGCGAUCCAAUCCCCAGUCACCCAGGGUGGUUUGGGAACUUUGGGAAAUCCAAUAUGGAAGAAGGCUCCCAUGCCUGGUCAAAUGCAGCCUCAACAGCUUCAGGCGAGGCCUCCCCUGGCAACAGUACAGACCCCUGCUCAUCCUCCACCACCAUACCCCUUUGGAAGUCAACAAACCUCACAGGCUCAUCAAACCUUUUCUCAGCCGUGCACCUCGCCGCAGUUUGCUUCACCACCGCCAAAGAGUCACCAGGGAGGACCACCCCGAGUUCCCACACCCCUGCAGCAAGCUCACCUCACUAACAAGUCUCCGGCCUCGUCUCCUUCUACUUUCCAGCAAGGCUCCCCUUCCUCCUCUCCAACAGUCAAUCAGCCACAGCAGCACCUUGGGCCGAGAACACCACAGAGCAGUUCCCUCUCCCAGACAUUUCAGCCAGCGGUGUGCCAGAGUUCUCCUAAUCGAGGUCCCAUUGUUCAGCAAGGAAACUUGCCUGCCGGGUUUAUGAUGCAGGCAAAUCAGCUGGCACAGAGCUCCCAUUCCACCUUAGGAGGCAUGCCGAAGCGUCUUCCACCAACCUUUCCUCCUGGUCAGCCUAAUCAUAACUUCACGCAAUCACAGAUAAACCAAGCAGUUGCAUCUGCCACGUCAAUGAACAGUGGUAUUCUGCAGGUGCCGCCGAAUCAGAAUGCACCGCAUCCAGGUGGUCCAAAUAUUGCUGCUUCCCAAAAUCCUAUGAAUGUACAGUCUCAUGGGCCAACUAAUAUGAUGCAAGCAAAUCUUCUUGGACUUCAUGGGAGUAUGAAUAACCAGCAGUCUCUCAAUACUCAAGUGAAUAUGGGUAACAUGCAAGGGCAACAGGGCCUUCAGUCGCAGUUCAUUGGGAUGCAUCAGCAAAUUGCAUCUUCACAAGGCCAGGUGAUGAAUGUUCAAACUCAAGGUCUUCAUCCGUCAAGCCAGAUGAUUAUUUCUCGUCCUCAGCUCAUCCAAAACCAAAUGAUGAUGGCGACGUCCCAAGGUCACAACGUCAUUGCACCUGGACAGAGGAUGACUCCGCCCAAGCAGUUGCAUCCACAGCAGGGUCAGCAAAUAAUGACUACGCACGGGCAGUUAAUAGGUCCCCAAGGCCAAGCAAUCUUGCAACAGAGCCAAAUGAUGGGGCUCCCCGAGCAGAUUGUUGUUCGGCAGGUGCAGGGAAACAAACAAGGUUUCACUAAUCAGAACCAACAAAACUUAAUUGUGGGGCCGGGCCAGAUGAUGAGGGGACCUGCCACAAACUCACAGGGUAAUAUAGUUCAAUUUUCCACACAGAUGAUCCAGCAGAAUCCUCUGAAUGGGAAUUCUCAAGGGAUUGGCAUGCAGGGACAAGGGCUUAGAACUUCAGUGCCUCAUAUAACUCAGCAGCAUGGUGAUCAUACGACAUCAACCAGCGACAUGAAUGUAACACAGAUGCUGCCUGAUCUUCAAAUGCAGCAAAAUGCAGUUGCCUCUCAUUUGCAAACAAUGCAGCCAGGUCAUUCUGCUGGUUCCCAUUUUGCAGCCCACGGUAUGACCUUCAGCUCUCCUUACAGCACCACGGCAAGUGGGAGUCAGGUGUCGUUGGUCACUGCCUCUGGUUUUCCGAACAAUAAAGAUGUCACUCUGACUAGUCCAUUGCUCGUCAACUUGCUGCAGAGUGAUAUUACGUCGGCGCAGUUUGCUAUGACCAACAAACAGAACAACCAGGCUGUCAACAAACCCAAGAAGAAGAAGCCAUCGCGUUCGCAGAAGAAAAAGAACAGUGGAUCUCAACAGCCGGAAGAACAAGCACAACAUGUGGUUUCUGAUACCCGUCAAAUGCAGCCUGGGCUGGAUGAUGGCGAUCCACAGCAAAUGACAGGAGAGCAGGGUGUAGGAAUGGACCCAGCAGCCAACAAAUUAUCUGAAUUUGCAAAUCGAUCUGCCGGAUUCCACCUGCAGGCAGUUGACCAGAGAGCACUACAACAGACGUCCAUUCAACCCAUCCAGCACUCCCAACAACAGCAGCAGCAGCAGCAGCAACAACAACCCCAGCAGCAACAGCAAAUGAUGAUGAUGUUGAUGAUGAAGCAGCAACAGCAACAACAGCAGCAGCAGCAGCAGCAGCAACAACAACAGGACUUGGCAAAACCAAUUAGAAUUCCAAUGACCCCCAAUACAAAACCAUCAAAACCAACCUUGACUCCAGAUGUGUCAAGAAUGCCAAUGAACACAGUUGGUAAUAAAGCAGUCAUGGUCAGCAUGCCUGGCCAGAGUGGAGUGCCACCAUCACCAGAUAAAUCAAGGAUGCCAUUAUUGGUUGGCCAUCAAGCUGGCAACACUCUAAGGAAGAUGACUUUCCAAGAAAGUAUACAAAACAUCCCAUCAUCAGUCCCCGAGGAAGGCAAUCCAACUGCUCAUCAUCCUGAUGGAAUGGGAACUGACCUUUUGCUUCCCACUGGAGUCCAACUUAAUCCAGGGCCACAGCCUGUUCCCCUACCAACUCAAGUGCUCAUCUCCGGGACUAAGCCAGGACAUUCGCAGAUCCCAACACAAGGUGUAAGUCCACAACAGCAGGGACCUCUUCCUUUGCAAGGUGCUCACAGCCUUCAUUUUCCGAAUAAUACUACCACUACGACGCAAACCUCAAGACCGAAAACACCGAACCGAGCAAGUCCCAGACCCUACUUCCCCCAUACACCCACCAGUAGACCGCCCAGCACAGAACCUUCUGAGAUCAGUUUAUCGCCCGAAAGGCUGAAUGCUUCUAUCGCAGGUCUCUUUCCUCCUCAAAUCAACAUUCUCUUGCCUCCGAGGCAGCCCCCCCUAAAUAGAGGGUUUGAUCAGCAGGGUCUAAAUCCAACAACACUGAAAGCAAUUGGACAGGCCCCAACCAGCAUUCCUCCUCAUGCCACCAACCCUUCUGUUUCCACAGCAUCGCAAGCAAAUAAACUGGAUUCGGUCAUAGUCAGUUCGGCUAAACAGGUUACUGCAAAACGUUCGACUCCCAGUACGAGCAGGAGAGCUAGCACUGGGGCCAGUAGGAAAACUGGUCAAAGUUCAGGCAGACAAAGUGGGAAAGCCCUGAAGUCAACCUUGACCCUUCAACAGAGCCCAGCCCUUAUCCCAAACAUGGAUGUACAAAAGAACGUUCUGAUGAAUGCUGCACAAAUUCUGUCAAAUCCAAUUCCCGGAAGUUUGAGUGAUCCCACCAAUACAGCUCCAACUGCUCCAAAUCCACAAAUGUCUGCCAGAAUUCCGGCUAACAACCCUGAAGAAAGCGGUGGCAACAAUGCGUUGAAACAGUUCUCUGGUAACAAGGAGCAGGUGACUUUUGAGUACAAUCCUCAAAGCAUAAACAAGUUGGAAAAGAAAAAAGGGCCUGAGAUUCAAGCAAAAAGGGGAACAAAGCCGCUAGAAUCCAGUAAACCUGGUGGAUGUGGCGAUGAUAAGAGCCUUCGAUCUUUACGAGAAGUUCCAAUUUCAUUUAAUCAACUUUUGGAUACUUCUGGCAGUCCUAGUGCUGCCAUUAAGACCGCUAGUUCCAAUCAAAUGGAACAAUCUACGCCUGGAGAUAAAGAGAAAGCAGCGGCACCCGAUGAACCUGUUGUUAAGGAAAUUCCUAGCACAUCAUCACAACUUGUUUGUGACGCUGGUUUAGCACCGAUUCGAACGGAAGCAGGAGAAUUAAAUACUAAUGUGACUCAGAGCGGUCCAACAUUGGUGCCUACACCAGUCGUGUCUGCAUCCAUUUCUAUUUCAAAUCCAAUAACAGUGUUUUUGAAUUCCAGUCCUAUUAAGUCUACAAGCAAUGUAAUUGCACCUACACAGACUCAGUCCCAGCCUACAGUUGUUUCAUCUGUUGUCCCAAUGCCGAGCUUGGGGAGUAAAGUAGUAUCUGAAGUACAGCCAGUGGUACCGACCGGUUCACAGCCAGCAUUUAUUACCGCACCUGUAUUUAUAAAUACAUCUGUAUUCCAGGUUGUUAAAGAACCUUUGCUACCACAAUCAACCACCGUUCCUAAAGUAACUUUACCUUCGACUUCUUCAUUGGUAUCCCAGUCUGUUACUGUAAUCCAGGUAUCUCACACUGCUCAGAGUUCAUCAUGCUCUGCGGUUUCAACUACCCCAUCUGUUAAUAGCACCAUUAACUCUUCUUCUGCAUCAACGAGUAGAAUGCUGGCUCCAAGGUCAUCUGCAUCCCCAGUUCAACCACCAUCCACCUCUCCGGCUCCUCCAAACAUCUCCUCACCAUCUCCUCACAGGUCAGCUGCAGACUUCAACCUCAGUGAAUCUCUCCAGAAUAACGGCACGGUUGACCAAAGCUCUUCAGCUUCAUCCCAUCCAACAACAGUUGCAACAUCGCCUACUUCAGCUAGCCCAGGUAGCUCUAAUAAUAGUAGGCGAAGUCCAAUAUCAUGCAACAAAGGAAGAGGGAAAGUAGAUAAGAUCGGUCAAUUCCUUAUGACCAAAGCGUGUCAGAAGGCAUCCCCAGAUAAAAAAGAUGACCCACCGGCAUCUGAAUUGGCUUCCCCUGGUGUUGAUGAUCAGGGGCAAAAAGCAGCACUUCCUGGUAGCCCUGAAGGAGAAGUUGCUCCUACAGAAACUAAUCAGACCAAUAUUCCUUCUCCGGCUUGUCAACCAGAUCUAGGCACUUCUGCUAACAUCACACUCGGUACAGCUAGCAGCUCUACUUCUUCUGUCUCUGUUUCUUCACCUGCAAGUACAUUGAAUAGCACCUCUCAAAACAAUGUCACAUCAGCUGCCAGCCCCCAAAGUCUUGAGCCUGAAUCAGUAGUACCUGUUGGUGAUAGCAGUCUUGCAGUCUCACAGUCUGAGGGAAGUUGUUCGUCAGCAGAGAAAGUGGGAGCAGAUAAAGAACACCUACCAACUACAGUUGUGCAAAGAAAAGAGUCUUUGGAACAUUCGGACACAGGACUGCCAGCCACAGCACCCCAAGUUGUUCCAGAGCAAAUAUCUCCCAGUUCAGUGCAACACGGGACCAUGGUAAAAAAUGGAGAAGACUUGAAUGUUGCGAGUGAAGCGGGUCAGAGUGAAGCAAAAAGCACUCUGGAGAAAUCCAAAAGCCCCACCAGAAAAAAUGCAAAAAGUGAAAAAGAGAGUGAGGAGGCUUCAUCAUUUCAGGAAUCUUCUGAAAACGGGCAGCGGAAGAGGCCUUCCAGACCUGGCUCUACAUUAGGGGGCGCUAAAGAUACCAGUACAGCCACCAGCCCGACCCAAACAAAACGAAGGAAAUCCAAAUAAAAUCUCACAAUUGUAAACCUGUGAAGUGUAAAUGUUUGUGAAUUUAAAUAAUUUUUCCAAGCUACUUUUCUGGCAUGAAUUUGUGUAUAGAGUACUGUUUUAAUAUUUGUCCCACUGAAAUGUGACUUAAAAAAGUUUUUUGAAUUCUGAAACUCUUUUAACAAGGUAAAAACCUGUUAUUCAGCCAGUAAAACCCCGACUGGAAAGUAGUUGUACUGGUAAUUUCUGUUGCAAAGCUAAAGUAAAUUGCCAGCUUUUUGUCUGUCACCAAUAUAGUAUGUUAUUUCUAAUUUAGUAUUUACUGACUGUUAAAUUGUGUUCAAGUCUUAAAUACUGUAUGUGAAUAUUUGUAUGAGGGUGUAAUAAAGCCCAUCUCCACUGGAUGUUGAGUGUGAAGCAGUGUCCCGUACCAGCAAGUUAUACUUUUAGUUCACUUAGACCAUGUCUCCCCUUAUUUCAAAUGGAAAAAUAAUUCUACAUCUAUUCAAAUGGAAACCAGUUUGACAACCAAUGAGUCUGAAAAAGGGUCCCAACCCAAAACAUCUCCGAUCCACGUUUUCCAGAAAUGCUGCCUGACCUGCUGACUUACUCCAGCACUUUGUCUCUUUUUUUGUAAACUAGCAUCUGCAGUUCACUUAAGUUUCUGCAUUGAUGGAUUGCACUUCCUUCCAACGGCAGCCCAUCUCCAAGUUCAUAAGUCAUAGGUGCAGAAUUGGACCAUUUGGCUCAUUGAGUCUACCCCGCCAUUCAAUCGUAGCUUUCCCUUUCGACCCCAUUCUCCUGCUUUCUCCCACAGCAACAGAGACCCGGGUUCAGUCCUGACCUCGGGUGCUGUCCGUGUGGAGUUUGUACGUUCUCCCUGCGACCAUGUGGGAAUCCUCCGGUUUCCUCCCGCAUCCCAAAGAUGUGUGGUCAAUUGGCCUCUGCAAAUUGCCCCCUAAUGAGUUGGGAGUUGGCGCAAGAGUGGGAUAACAUAACUAGUGUGAAUGGCUGAUCAAUGAUCUGUGUUGACUCAGUGGGCUGUUGUCCUCUGGUAGAUUUUGAUGACUCGGCAUCAUCACCAAUAAGGUUGUAGUGACUGCCAACUAAGCUGGCUUGAAUUUUCGAGACCUGGAAUAGAUGAGAAUGAAUAAUGCUCCCUCCACUGUUCAGGUCCAGGAAAAAACAAAGCAGCAAAGCUAGUUGUAAUAAUUUAUACAAUGCUUUUAUCAUGACGCUACAGCACCUCUACAAAGUUAAAUGUCAUUUUGUUUUCCGACCACGAAUAAUGCAUACCGGCACCUUUUUGUCUACUACAAAAAUGCACUGAUUUUGAGUAUCGGUUGGUAAUUAGCUAACACUCUUCAUCCCAGUUUAACAAUAUUUCCACUAAUCAUACCUCUUAAAAUUUUGUACAGAUGUGUAGUUUACCCCACUUGUAUCAAUAACAUUAAAUGUUCAAAUGAAAAAUGUUCAAAUGAGAA
Molecule: messenger RNA, 7789 nt
Organism: Leucoraja erinaceus (little skate)
Lineage: Eukaryota; Metazoa; Chordata; Chondrichthyes; Rajiformes; Rajidae
Gene: ncoa6
Product: nuclear receptor coactivator 6
Exons: 15
Coding region: 216-6326 (2036 amino acids)
Biological process (GO): positive regulation of transcription by RNA polymerase II
Cellular component (GO): transcription regulator complex; histone methyltransferase complex; nucleus
Source: RefSeq, a predicted model, not a curated record